Sceloporus undulatus (fence lizard) is the source of this 1017-nucleotide messenger RNA. RefSeq names its product homeobox B4 (gene HOXB4). The coding region runs from base 100 to 870 and encodes 256 amino acids. The transcript is spliced from 2 exons. The record is from RefSeq and is a predicted model, not a curated record. Gene Ontology annotation, molecular function: RNA polymerase II cis-regulatory region sequence-specific DNA binding; DNA-binding transcription factor activity, RNA polymerase II-specific. Gene Ontology annotation, cellular component: nucleus. Gene Ontology annotation, biological process: embryonic skeletal system morphogenesis; anterior/posterior pattern specification; regulation of transcription by RNA polymerase II. Lineage: Eukaryota; Metazoa; Chordata; Lepidosauria; Squamata; Phrynosomatidae.
UUAGUAUAUUUUUGGGGGGUGUGCGUGCGGUGUGAGUGAGCGAGAGGGUGCGCGCGCGCCCUUUGCAAUUUCCAAAAAGGAAAAAAAAAGAUUAUAUUAAUGGCCAUGAGUUCCUUCUUGAUCAACUCCAACUAUGUGGACCCCAAAUUCCCACCAUGCGAAGAAUAUUCCCAGCACGAUUACCUUCCCAGUCAUUCUCCGGAAUAUUUCAGCGGCCAGAGGCGAGAGGAGAACUCUUUCCGACACGAGGCGUUGUACCCAGCGCGGUCCGCCUGUAACCAACCAUCCUACCCUCCUUGCCAGGGCUCUGGGCACCAACCCGCCGUCCUAUCUCCCCGCCGGAGCCAGCAUGUCCUUGCUCCAGCUGGACUUCCGAACCAUCUGUCCGAACCAAACCACACUUGCGAAUCCAUCACGCCAAGCCCACCGCCUUCCUGUAGCCAAAACUCUCUCAACCAAAGCCCGGCCGCUUGCAAAGAGCCGGUAGUUUAUCCCUGGAUGAAGAAGGUUCACGUUAGCACGGUCAACCCCAACUACACGGGAGGGGAACCGAAGCGCUCCCGGACCGCCUACACCAGGCAGCAAGUCCUGGAGCUGGAGAAGGAGUUCCACUACAACCGUUACCUCACCCGGCGGCGGAGGGUGGAGAUCGCCCACUCCCUUUGCCUCUCCGAGCGCCAGAUCAAGAUUUGGUUCCAAAACCGGAGGAUGAAGUGGAAAAAAGACCACAAGUUGCCCAAUACUAAGAUCCGGUCCAGUUCUGCCCCCAGCCUCCCGGUGCAAGGCGGGGGAGGAGGAGGAGGAGGAGGAGGAGCAGGCCCCCAGGACCGAACCAAUGGACCCACCCCCACCCCCACCACCAACCUAUAACCCUCUAUUGAACGUGGUCUUUGUGUGUGUGUGUGUGUGUGUGUGUGUGUGUGUGUGUGUGUCUGUGUGGAUGUGUGUGCUAAGGACUGGUUAUGAAAGGGAGGGAGGGAGUUGCUGAGGCUUCUCUUUUCCCUUGAGGAAGAAACA